Molecule: messenger RNA, 1488 nt
Organism: Thyridium curvatum
Lineage: Eukaryota; Fungi; Ascomycota; Sordariomycetes; Thyridiales; Thyridiaceae
Exons: 3
Coding region: 1-1488 (495 amino acids)
Biological process (GO): mitochondrial respiratory chain complex IV assembly; protein insertion into mitochondrial inner membrane from matrix
Cellular component (GO): mitochondrial inner membrane
Molecular function (GO): membrane insertase activity
Source: RefSeq, a predicted model, not a curated record
AUGAUCCCCGGUAGAGGUCUCGUCCGUCCGGGCCAGGCUCUCGGACUACGAUUCGUGAGCCGAUCAAGACCCGCGACAUUACCAGUGCGACAGAUCAUCACGCCUGGAACCUUGAGGCUAUUUGGAAGCAGCCCCGGCUCGCGCAAUGCCAGGAUUUUCAAAGGCUCUCUCCUGGGGGCCUCAGGUGGUCUAGUCAGGGGCUCCUCGUUGACGUCCGCGACGGUUCUGUCGGCGGCACUUCUACCCAGACACAUUCGCUUCAACUCGACGCAACCGAUGCCCACGUCUUCUGCCGAAUCGGCUGGCCCCGUUAUUGAUGCUACUUCUAUUACACCCCUUGAUUUCGAGACCGGUUCCUCCCUUCUCAACAUGCCCGAGCAGAUUGGCUACCUACAUGCGCUGGGCCUCGACUUUGGCUAUGGCCCGACCUCAUGCCUGCAAUGGCUCCUCGAGCACGUCCAUGUCUAUAGCGGUCUGCCCUGGUGGGGCUCAAUCGCUGCUCUUACCGUUCUACUGCGCGUUGCCAUCUUUCGGCCGUCGCUCAAGGCCUCGGAGCACAGUCAGAAGAUGCAGGACCUGCGGAAAGACCCCCGGUUCAACGAUGCCUUUGCGCGCAUGCAGAGCGCCGGACGUCGCUCCGGUCCCCAGGCACAGGCGGAGAUGAUGGAGGCCCGUCAGACCAUGAGCGGUAUGCAGCGCGCCGCCGGCGUGCAGAUGUGGCGGACAUUCGUACCCCUGAUCAAUAUUCCCAUCGGUCUGGGUAUGUUCCGCCUGCUGCGGUCCAUGGCUUCUCUGCCGGUUCCAGGCCUCGAGGAGGGCGGUAUGCUGUGGUUCCAGAACCUGACGGUUCCAGACCCCUAUUUCAUCCUGCCCAUCGCCUCGGCAGCAACCAUGUUUCUCAUUAUGAGGCAAACGCUGCCUUACAUGGCGCCCCAGCAGGCUAGCAUGAUGAAGAUGAUCCAAUACGUGUUGACGCCUCUCUCCCUGAUCAUCACCGCCAACAUGGCGUCUGGCUUGCAGUUCUUCUUCUUUGUCUCCGGCCUCUUGCAAUACCUCCAGUCAUGGCUAUUCUACCAACCUUGGCUCCGCAAAUGGGCUAACCUCGGUCCGCCUCCCCGCCCCGAUGCCAACGCCUUGAACAUCUUUGCUUCGCCUGCCGCCGCCAAUCCCAGCAAACCAUCAACUCCGCAGACGCCUCUGAGUUCUGCCCAGACGCAAUAUAGGGCUCCCACCCGUGCCGCCGCCGGCGACCAGCAGGCCUCGACCGAAGCCCGCAUCGAUACCAAUAAUCCCAUCACCAAUGUCAAGAACACGGUCGGAAACUUGCGCCAACGGUUGACUAAUUAUGCCGACGGACAGAAGAAGGACACCGAGUACCAAAAGGCCCAGGACUUUGAGAAGAAGCGCGAGCUAGAGGAGAAGGAGAAAUUCUACCAGCGCAUGGAGGAACGCAGGCUUCGUAAGCUUGAAAAGAAGGGCAGGCAGUAA